Molecule: messenger RNA, 1359 nt
Organism: Ceutorhynchus assimilis (cabbage seed weevil)
Lineage: Eukaryota; Metazoa; Arthropoda; Insecta; Coleoptera; Curculionidae
Source: the annotation of a GenBank genome assembly
CAAAUAUCUGGAGGCAACCAACACAAAAGGAAUUUGAAAAUGUUUAUUCUUAGGAAAAAUCUAUCGUUAUUUCUUAAAAAUUAUACAAAAAACGUGUCAUUAUCUGUCCCGAGUAAAACUGAUAAUGUGCAAUGUCGUCAAACCUUUCCAUCUCAAUUUUGUUUCGGAAACUAUUUUUCUUCACAUGCUAUAGAAAAUCCAAUUCCAGAAAAUAAUACUAUUCAAGAUGAGAAUAAAACUUCAUGCAUCUCUCAGGCUGACAUAGAAGCAAUUACUAAGGGUGAUAAGGAACUAGAACACAAAUUAAAAGUAAUUAUUCUUGAGACUGAAGUGUUACGCCAGGAUGGUAAGUCCGUGCCAUCAAAUGAAUACAUGACAGCAGAAAUAUGGGAAAAUAUGCUGAAAUUGCCUUCAAGAAGUGGGAGAACUAAAUAUUUGGACUUCCUUUUCAGAACAUCGAAGAAAAAACAUAAUAAGCUGGUCAAGAAACUUGAGAAACGUAAAACAUUUGAAGAACAUCUGGCCAAUAAGGAAUUGUCACCAAAAAGCCUACCAAUAGAAGAACAUGCCCUAAAAUAUGGUCUUUUAUUCAAUAAUAUUUUUAUAAGAUUUAAUGAUUCCACUAUGAAUAAUUUCUAUAACAAUAGACUAAUUCAGGCGAUACAGUUUGGUCAAAAAUUGGUAAUUGAUUGUGGUUAUGACCAAAACAUGACAAGGAGGGAAAAUCAGUAUACUGCCAAACAGCUUAUGUUAUUAUUUGCUGAUAACCGAUAUAAUGACGAUCCAUUUGAUAUUCAUUAUGUUAAUAUAAACAAGGACAGUGACCUCACAAAAAUGUUCCAUAAAUAUGUUCCUACAAUGUUUGAUAAGGAGUUUCCUAUGAAUGCACAUGAAAAAAGUUAUUUAGAUCUAUUUCCUAAAGAGAAGUUGGUGUAUCUAACACCUCAUUGUCGAGAAGAAAUGGAGAGCUUUGAUCAUGAUGCUAUUUAUAUAGUUGGAGCCAUUGUUGAUAAGGUAAAUCAGGCACCCCUUUCAUUAGCAAAAGCCAAACGAGAAAAUAUAACUAUGAAAAAAUUCCCCUUAGAUAGAUAUCUGCAAUGGGGAUCAGGUUCUGGAAAAAGUCUCACAAUCAAUCAAUGUGUGGCAAUCCUACUGGACAUGAAAGAAACUGGCGACUGGAAUUAUUCUUUAAGACAUGUACCUAGAAGAAAAUUGACUGACACCACCACAUUUUCUAAUAGUUUUAAACCUUCUUAUAAUAAUAGUCCUAAGUCAUUUCCUUCUAGAAAAAAAGGAGAAUGGAAACCAAAAUCAAAAGUCAAUGCAAGAAUUGUUGUCAAAAGUUUAUAUGAUGAUUAG